CUACCGUGUCGCAACUUUUUCCCGCAGUGUGGCGGUCGUUCGCUCUACAUUUUGGACUGUGUUAUGAAACGGAAUCACUAUUUCUCUUAAAAAAUUGUGAAUGAUAACGAAUUCAGUGACACUUGGAGUUUAUUAUUUGGAGACUUAUUUUCAUUAAGGAAAUUAGCAGCCAUGCUGCUAAGCGAGGGACGGAUUUGGGCUUUCGUCUGUCUGCAAGUUUUAGUUACAUUGCCCACCUUAGCAAUCGAGAAAGAUGAUUCCUCUGCUUUAGAAGGCUGCCCAUCUCCAGAUUCCUACGUCUGCCAGGAAUCAGCAGACAGCAGGGAGAAAAAACGGCCAUUGUGUGUGCCCAAACUUUGGCUGUGCGACGGGGACCAGGACUGUGAAAAUGGGGAUGAUGAGUUUAACUGCACAAAUUCCCACUGUGCAAGCCACCAUUUCCAAUGCUCUGAUGUGUCCCAAGUCAGAUGUAUUCCCCAGAGCUGGCAGUGCGAUGGGGAGAAUGACUGUGAUCUCGGGGAGGACGAAGCCCCUGAAAUAUGUCGGAGGAAGUCGGAGAAAAGUCGGACAAUGUCUAAAAAAGGAACUUGGUCCCGAGGUAACCUUGUGGACAACUUCAAGUGUCCCAACAAGUUCCGAUGUCCGAAAACACAAACCUGUAUCAGUGUAGAACAAGUGUGUGACGGUACAACAGACUGUGAGUCGUACGGGGCUGAUGAGGGACCCCAUUGUAUAAAUAGAGCAUGCAGGGUAAAGAAAUGUCCAGGAAAUAUGUGUAAAGAGACCUACCAAGGCCCAAUGUGCUAUUGUGAAGAGGGCAAAGAGUACAAUAACUCUGCUUGUAUUGAUUUGAAUGAGUGCAACUACCCUGGAUUCUGUGAUCAAAUGUGUGUCAAUUUUGACAAGGGAUAUAACUGCUCAUGUAAAGCAGGAUAUCAGCUUGUUGGAAAGGGGAGUUGUAAAAUUAGUGAUAAAGCCCCUGCACCUGUGCUUGUGGUGGCUGGGUUCAGAAAUAUCACGCUGUUCCAGAUCCCUUCUAAUGAUGACAGGCCAUUCACUGUUGUACCAUUUAAUGGACCGGGUUAUUCUAUAACAGCAAUGGAUGUUGAUGUUAAAAAUAAUUCUGUUUGCUGGGUAACACAUUCUGAAGAUUUAGUCCAAUCCAAGUUUGUCUGUGCUAGGGUAGAUAACUCUGCAGUAACAUGGGAGAUAAAAACUCAAUACGCUCUAAAAAAUGUGAAGUCUGUGGCCAAAGACUGGAUCUCUGGUAACUGGUAUUUUUCUGAUGAGUUUAAGGAGGUGAUUUUUUUCUGCACCAGUGAUGGAAGCUACUGCCAGAAUAUUCUCUCUAUGGGGAUCAAGCGACCUAAGCGUAUAGCUGUGGACUCGACUAAAGGAUUUCUUUUCUACUGUGAUUGGUCAUCUGAUGCGAUAGCUCCGAUUGGCCGAUUAGACUUGGAUGGAAGCAAUCACAUGAAACUAGCCAGCAUUAAAAUUGCACAUCCUAAUGGCUUAACACUAGACCUUGCAAACUCUCAUGUGUACUGGGGGGAUUCUUAUCUAGACGUCCUAGAGAGGAUGGAUUACAAUGGACGCAACAGGAUGGUCAUUGCCAAGGGUCGAGAUACAUUUAAUGUCUUUGGGAUGACCAUUCUGGAGAACUACCUUUACGUGGCGGAUGACAUAAGCAACAAAGUCAUCCGCAUCCACCGCUUCCACAGUGACUUCCCACACAAGGAUGUCAUCAGUGACAAUGUCAAGCCCUCAGCCAUGAAGCUUCUCCACUCAGUCAUGCAGCCCAUUGACAGUGAUACAGAUGUGUGUACCCAAGCUGGCUGUGAACAAAUUUGUAUUCCUAUCCCUAAUAGAGCGACAAACAUGGUUAAGGCAUCAUGCAUUUGCAAGGCUGGGUAUACAUUAGUAGACCAAAAGAAAUGUGAAAAGAGAACUACAAAGAAAUUUUUUAUCCUGACAAACGGUCAGCAAGGAAUGAUACACUUUGUCUCAACUGAGUUGAAUGAAGCUGAUCUUGAAAUUUACCCUCCCAUUGCCAAUUUGGGCCGACCCAAAUCUGUGGAUUUUGACUCAGUGGAGGGUUACAUCUACUUCUAUGAUAAUGUGCUGCACUCCCUCAGGCGUAGGAAGUUUGAUGCUGAUACAGAAUCUGAAGUUUUUGUUGAGCAAGGUGUGAACUGUGAUGGUCUAGCUGUGGACUGGCUGGGCAGGAAUGUUUAUUGUGCUGACACAGGCAGGAACAAAAUCUUGGCCAUCAGCAUCAAGAACAGCAGUUACAUGUACACCCUCUUGGACUCAGAGAAAGCCAAAUCUUUGAUCAACCCAAAAGCACUGGCCAUUGACCACAGAAAAGGAACCCUGUAUUGGACUGACUGGGUGAUCUCCCCUGGCGUAGGAAAUCCUAGCAUCAACUCUGUCAGCAUGGAUGGCAGCCAGUUGAACAAAAUAGAGUCCAAGGGAAUCCAGUGGCCUAAUGGCCUAGUUCUUGAUGCUGCAAAAGACACCUUAUACUGGACAGAGGCUUUCUAUGACAGGAUUGAGUCUAUGUCCACAACAGGUGAAAGAAGAAAGACUGAAGUCAACUUCACCAGCAACCUGCACCCGUAUGGGCUGACCAAACUGGACAACAGGCUACUGUGGGCUGAGUCAAUGGACGGGAGUCUGAUGCAGCUAAAUCUUAGCACAAGCAAGGCAGUCUUCUAUCGCAAUGGUAGUGCCCCUGUGUUUGAUGUCAAGCUGUAUGAUGAUGAAUUACAACCUAGAGGUACCAACCCAUGUGCCAACAACCACUGCAGUGAUCUGUGUCUGCUGACCACUGCUGGCGGCCAUGUGUGCAGGUGUGCUGAUGGGAGGACAUCCACAGAUGAUGGAGUCACCUGCACAGGAAAUGUGGCCCCUAGACAGUGCCAGAAAAUUCUGGAGUUUCAGUGUAAAAAUGGUGACUGCAUACACAGUGCCAAGACAUGUGAUGGUCAUUUUGAUUGUAAAGAUCACUCAGAUGAGGAUACGAGCAGCAAUGGAGUGUGUGCCAACCGCACCUGUCACGGCAGCGAGAUGUUUGCCUGCAACACGUCCAUCUGUAUUUACCUGCAGUUCAGGUGUGAUGGGGAGCCUGACUGUGCCCAUGGGGAGGACGAACAAGGCUGUGACAGCCACACCUGUAGUGAUGACCACAUACAGUGCCAGUCCAACAAACAGUGUAUACCCCGCGGCUGGAAGUGUGAUGGGGAGAAGGACUGCCCCGAUGGCUCAGACGAAGAUGACCAUGUGUGCUGUCAGGAUGGGAAGUGUGGUAAAACCACUUGCGGACAUGAUCAGUUCCAGUGUCUAGAUGGCAGGUGUAUCAGUUAUGAAUUCAGGUGUGAUAAUGAAUACGACUGUAAAGAUAACUCGGACGAGCUUGACUGUGGAGAAUGGUGUGACCCCAUCAGAGAGUUUAAAUGUGUCAAUGAAAGCCGCUGCAUACCUAAGCUGUACAAGUGUGAUGGGGAGAACAAUUGCCUAGAUGGGGCUGAUGAAAAGGGAUGUGAGAAGAGAGUGAAGGUCUGUAAAAGAGAUGAGUUUGCUUGUACUGAUGGCACCUGCAUAAAGUCCAUCUACCGCUGUGACGUCAACAAGGACUGCUUGGAUGGCUCUGAUGAAAUGGAUUGCUCAAAAAACACCACCCAGAAAACAUGCCACUGGUCUGAGUUCAAGUGUGCUGAUGGGGAGCAGUGUAUACCAUCCUUUUGGCAGUGUGAUGAUGAAUUUGAUUGUAAAGACAAAUCUGAUGAGAAAGGUUGUGCCAAGUGCCAUUCUCCUAACUUUGCCUGCAAGACCCAUGAAACAAUGUGCAUCCCACCAGAAAAGCUGUGUGACAACCAGAACGAUUGCCCUGAUCAUUCUGAUGAAGGGAGGCUUUGUGAGUAUGACAUGUGCCUGAACCAUGACUGUGAGUACACGUGCCACAAAUCACCUGAGGGGUUCCUCUGUUCAUGCCCACCUGACAAGAUACUCAAAAAUGACAACAAAACCUGCAUGGACAUCAAUGCAUGUGAAAAGUGGGGUACCUGUAGCCAGUUGUGCCAGCAGACGCCAAAUGGCCACCAUUGUUAUUGUAACCCUGGUUACACACUAGAAUCUGAUCACUUUAGCUGUAAACCUAAUGAUAAUGAACCACUUGUCAUCAUCUUUGCCAACAGGCAUGAAAUCCGACUUUUGGAUCUUAAAAACAACACACUCUUAUCUCCUUUGGUAUCAAGUUUGCAGAAUGCUAUUGCUCUGGAUUUUCGUUAUUCUAAGUCUAAGUCUUUAGUGUUUUGGACUGAUGUCAAUAUGGAUAAAAUAUUUAGAGGAGAAAUAUAUGAAAAUUCUGUUUCCAAGAUAGAACCUAUAGUAGAGAAUGGUCUAGCCACCACAGAGGGCAUAGCUGUAGACUGGAUAGCCAACAACAUCUACUGGGUGGAGAGUAGUCUGGACCAGAUUGAGGUGGCCAAGCUGGAUGGCUCAAGCAGGGCCACCCUGAUAGCUGGCAACAUAACAAAUCCUCGGGCCAUCGUGCUGGAUCCCAGAGUCGGAAAAUUGUUCUGGACUGACUGGGAUGGACAUUAUCCAAGGAUAGAGUCCUGUUCCAUGGCAGGGGAAGACAACACAAGGAAGAUUGUCUAUGAUAUCCGUAAUCUGAAAGGUGCAGGUUGGCCCAAUGGGUUGACUGUUGACUAUGACACAAGGCGUUUGUACUGGGUGGAUGCUAGGUCAGACUCCAUCCAUACCAUAACGUAUGAUGGUGACAACUACCAGCUGGUUCUGAAAUCUAACGAGCAGCUCAACCACCCCUUCUCUCUGACAGUGUUUGGGAACUACGUCUACUGGACUGACUGGAGGUUCAACUCUCUGGUCAAGGCUAACAAGUUCAAUGGCAACGAAGUAACAGUCUUAUACAAAACAUAUCAGCAGCCUUUUGACCUACAGAUGUACCACCCUAUGCGUCAACCCCAGAUGAUCAACCCCUGCUUGAACUCCAAGUGUAGCCACCUGUGUCUGAUCGGAGAUAACCUGCAGCCUGUCUGCAGGUGCCCCCAUAGGUUUAAGUUGAAAGACAAAUAUACCUGUGAAGAUGACAAAACCUACCUGUUGUUCACCAAAGAAAGUGAGAUCCGAGGGGUGAGCCCUGACAAUGCCCACUACAACGUCAUCCCCUCCAUAACAGUGCCAUAUGUGGAGAAUGCCUCAUCUCUUGCUUUUGAUUUCCUGGAAGACCGUCUCUAUUGGACAGAUAUAAAAAAGAAUGUCAUCACCAGUGGCUUUUUGAAUGGAACUGGCAUCACCACAGUCAUUGAUUCUGGUCUUUCCAAUCCAUUUGGCAUUGCCAUUGACUGGGUGUCAAGGAACAUGUAUUUUUCCUCCUACACUGAAGAGUUCGGCUUCAUCUCUGUAGCCAAACUAGAUGGGGCCUACCGUAAAGAAAUAUACCGGUCAACUACACCCUCAAGGCCAACAUCCAUUGCCAUCCAUCCAUCUAAAGGGAUAAUGUUUUGGACUGACCUAGCGGGGGACACACAUUCUAUAUGGAAGGCCAACAUGGAUGGGACUGAGGCAAACAUUUUUGUCAAGGGCAUAAAAAAACCUUCCAGUUUGGCUGUUGAUAUGCAAAAAAAUCGCUUGUACUGGAUCAGUCUGGAUGCCAAUGGAUAUUUUUGGUGCGAUGUAUCCAGUAAAUGUAAUCCCAGCCAGGAGCUUAGCCAGUGGAUCAAAGAGCCUCUAUCCAUUACCUUCUACACAGCUAAAGGUCAAUCCGACCCUGUGUUUUUCUUCUACAACAAGAAUUCUAGUGUUGUCAAGUAUGCAAAUAAGACAGUAACCACAAUGAGACAGGACACACCAAAUGUCUCAGAUCUUAAAAUCUAUGAUCCAGCUAGUGUGCUGGGAGUUAGCAACCAGUGUGUGCGCAACAAUGGAGGAUGUGAACAGCUGUGUUUCCCAUCUCCCACUGGCAGUGUGUGUGAGUGUACAGUCGGCUACGAGCUUGUCUCUGAGAACAAGUGCAAAGGAAUCAACUCCUUUAUUCUGUACACACAAGGCUCUGAAAUCCAUGGUCUAACCCUGGGCACUAAACAAACCCCAGCAUUGGCUUCUAUAUCCAAGAUAUCACGGGCUUCCUCUGUGGACUUUUAUGCAGAGAAAGGUGAAAUCUACUGGGUAGACAGUGAACUGAGGCUGAUUUCCCGUAUCAAGAGGGAUCUCAGCGGCAGGCAGAUCAUUGUCUCACAGGGAAUAUCAGGGGCCGAAUCUUUGGCGGUUGACUGGAUCGCAGGCAACAUCUACUGGACUGACCAGGGCCACAACACCAUAGAAGUCACACGCCUGGACGGGACGAAGAAAUAUGUCUUGAUGCAUGAGGAUAUAGAAAAGCCAAGAUCAAUUGUUGUCAAUCCUUUACGAGGGUACCUGUAUUUUGCUAAUGGCGUAAACAACCCGAGCAUCAUACGCGCCAGGCUGGAUGGCUCGGAGAGAAAAAAUUUUGUCAUCUCAACACAAGCCAUGCCCUUAAAGGCACCGGAUGGCUUAGCCGUGGAUUACGAGACAGAUGAUCUGUACUGGUGUGACAAAGGCACCGACAUGAUUGAGAAAGUUACGCCCACAGGAGAAAGGUUUCAAGUGCUCAAGACAAACCUCACGGACUGCAUGAGUGUGGCUGUCCACAACGAUAAGCUUUUUUGGGCAGAUGGAACUGAUUUGCAAGGCUCUAUAAAAUAUAUGAAUAAAGACACUUCUAAGGUUGCUUCAAUCACAGUCCUCAAGACAAAUAUCUUUAAGUUGAAGGAUAUCAAAAUUUUUGACUCCAGAUAUCAAAAUGGGACCAAUCCUUGUAGUAUUAACAGUGGGGGCUGCCAGGAGUUGUGCUUGUAUCGUGGCCAAAACAAAUACACAUGUGCUUGUUCUCAUGGCAAAUUAAAGUCUGAUGGGAAAAGCUGUGACGAGCAUUCAGCUUUCCUACUCUAUUCUGAGGUGACCUCCUUGAGAAGCUUUAUCCUGGACAAUACAACAGACCAGAAUGCUCCACGCCAAUCCAUCCAGAAUGAGACCAACAUGAAGAAUGUUAUAGGCUUGACCUUUGAUUAUGCCACUGAGAGAAUAUUUUUCAGUGACAUCCAGCAAGGGAACAUCCAGUCCGUGUUUUUCAAUGGCACAGGGUUUAAGAUUAUUGUUGAAAAUGUGGGAUCUGCUGAGGGCCUGGCCUACGACCCAUUCCAGAACCACCUCUACUGGACCAGCUACUCAGGCUCAAGUGUCAAUCGCAUUUCUUUCAAACAGAAAACUCCAGUCACUGAGGUGUUUUAUAAACUGGACAGCACGGAUCACCCUAGGGAUAUUGUAGUCAACUCGUGCAUUAGACGUAUUUUCUGGACCAACUGGAGUGAACGACGUCCAUCUAUUCAAACAGCUUCCUAUAACAGUGAAGGUAAAACCAACACAGCUGAGUCGAUCAUCACAGACAAAAUCAGGACGCCAAAUGGUCUGGCCAUUGACCACAAGGGGCAGAAGUUGUACUGGUCUGAUGCCAGACUGGACAAGAUAGAACGAUGCAACUUUGAUGGAAGCAACAGAAUUGUAAUCGUUAGCUCUGUCCCACAACAUGCAUUUGGCCUGGCCGUGUAUGGAGACUUCAUCUAUUGGACUGACUGGAUGCUGCGGGCUCUCAUUAGGGUCAACAAGUAUGACGGCUCUGAUGUGACUUUCCUCAAGAAAAAUAUCAGCAGGCAGCCCAUGGGGAUUAUAGCUGUAGCCAAUGAUACUGAUAAUUGCAAGCUGAACCCCUGCUUUGAGAAUGCCUUUGGUUGUGCUGAGAAGUGUCUGGUGGAUGACAAAGGCAACCCAUACUGCAAAUGUGGACCUGAACAAAGGCUUCACACAGAUGGCAAGAGAUGUCUUUCAACCAUCCCCUCUAUACAAGAGCUGCUGAAGAAUUGUGAGGCUGAUGACUUUAUCUGUGAGGACAGGCAGCAGUGUAUUCCCUUCAACAGGACAUGCAAUGAUAUACCAGAUUGUCUUGACGCUAGUGAUGAAUCUGUCAGCUACUGCACCUCAAGAACAUGCCCUAUCAACUGGCACCAAUGCCAGAACAGCAGCAGGUGCAUCAUGAUGAACAGGCUGUGUGACUCGCGCAACGACUGCGGUGAUGGCUCGGACGAGCUGGGCUGUGCAUGUGCACCCAGUGAGUUCCAGUGCACUAUAGGGAUGUGCAUCCUGGCCAAGUACAGGUGUGAUUUUGACAGUGAUUGUCCAGACCAUUCUGAUGAAAUUGGCUGCAACAAGACCUGUGCUGAAAUAGAGAUAGGUAAUGUCAAGCAUGCAGGCUUGGUCUCAUGCAACACCACAUCCAUGUGCAUCUACCCCAACUGGAUCUGUGAUGGCAGCAACGACUGCUGGGAUAACAAUGAUGAGGCAAACUGUGAGACUAUUGUGCCUGCAGGCUGCACUGACCAUGCCUUCACCUGCGAUGAUGGGAAGUGUAUACUCCUGCAGUGGAGGUGUGAUAGCGAGCUGGACUGCACUGAUGGCUCUGAUGAGAAAAACUGCACCUACAGUUGUGGGCCUGACCAGUUCAAGUGUGAAGAAACUGUCUGUAUUCCAAAGUCUCAUGUCUGUGAUGGGAGGGAAGACUGUCCUAACGGCAUCGAUGAAAAACAUAACUGUUCACUGAACUGCACAGAUGAUCACUUCAGGUGUGACAAUGGGGUAUGCAUCUCCAGGGAGUGGCUGUGUGAUGGGGAACACGACUGCUCCAAUGGGGAGGAUGAGAGGAUGGAUGACAUUGCUAAAUGUGAACCUACAGCCUGUUCUUCUGACCAGUUCCUUUGUCUAAAUCGGCGCUGCAUCAGGAGUGAAUAUUACUGCGAUGGUGACAAUGACUGCGGAGAUAACUCUGAUGAGCCCAGUACUUGUGUUCCGAUGAACGGGGCGUGUAGUGAGAAUGAAUUUCAGUGUAAGAAUGACCUCAAGUGUAUUCCAGCAAGCAAGCGCUGCAAUGGUAGAUAUGACUGCCAGGACAGCACUGAUGAGAUUGAUUGCUCUGAUGUAGAGGAGAGGUUCAACUUCUGCCAAAACAAAUCUCUGUACCCGUGUGACAACCAGGUGUGCAUUGAAGAAGAUCUGCUGUGUAAUGGUAAAGAUGAUUGUGGUGACAACUCUGACGAGCCAAUCAACUGUGGGAUUGACGAGUGCAAGUCCAGACGUCCAGUUUGCAGUCAGGUUUGUGUGGAGAAAAAAAUCGGCUAUGAAUGUAGGUGCAACCCAGGCUACACUUUCAACGACACCUUGGACACGGAUACAAGCCAGAGGAAUCAGAUACUGAAAACUUCCCCCAACAGAAAGUGUGUUGAUGUGGACGAAUGUUUGACCACCUACCCAUGCAGUCAGUACUGCACCAACACAAUUGGCUCAUUCAAAUGUAGCUGUGCUGAUGGCUACAUGAUGCUGCCAGAUGGAAGGUCUUGUGUGGUAGCUGAUGGUAUAGAGGUUUUGCUUCUAGUCUCCAACAGAUACUACCUGCGCCUCAUCAGCACCAACAGAAACAACGUCUCUACCUUCACCAGCGAGCUGAAGAACUCCGUGGCCGUGGACUACGACUGGAAGGAGCAGAUGGUGUACUGGUCAGACAUAACUAAUGACAGGAGCAGCAUCUCCAGGAUGGGGGUCAACUUCACCUCCAGGCAGAACACAACUGCACCAAUGUACCUCCACACCAGCACAGUGCGUAACCCUGAUGGCCUGGCCGUAGACUGGGUGGGGCGUAACUUGUACUGGUGUGAUAAAACAACUGACACCAUCGAGGUCUCCAAGCUGGAUGGGAGAUACAGGAAAGUUCUGCUCAGAAAACAGCUGCAAGAGCCUCGUGCUAUUGAGGUGUUCCCGCAGAAGGGUCUCCUCUUCUUCACUGACUGGGGCAGCAACCCUCAAAUCAGUCGUAUGAACAUGGACGGCACAGACCUGAGGGUGAUAGUCAACCAAAGAAUCGUGUGGCCCAAUGGCCUCACCAUUGACUACGUCACAGAGAAGUUGUUCUGGGGAGAUGGAUACUUGGAUUAUAUUGGCAUGUCAGACCUUGAUGGCCAAAACUUCAGGUACAUCAUCAAAGACAACAGGAAAUUACCACACGUCUUUGCCUUGGGUAUAUUUGAAGGACUGCUGUACUGGACAGACUGGGAGCGCAGCAGUAUACUGUCUGCCUACAAGUUCUCUGGCAGCAACAUCACCAGGAAAACCUACUUUGUCCAGAAGCCAAUGGACAUCCAUGUUGUCCAUCCAUUACGACAAGUACCAGUUGUUGACAAGCAAGGCCUGAGCCCCUGUGACUACAAGAUGUGCACACACCUGUGCCUGCUGAGGCCUGCGGAAAACGGACAGGGCGUGGAGGCUGUGUGUGACUGCCCAGAGAACCACUACCUGGCCGAGGACAAGAGGUCAUGUGUGUCCAAUUGUACCAGCUCCCAGAUCCUGUGUGCCACCAGCUCCACCUGUAUUCCAUUCUGGUGGAAGUGUGACAACCACAGGGACUGUGAGGAUGGCAGCGACGAACCUGAGGGAGAGUGUGAACCAUACCACUGCAGUAGUGCCGGCAUGUUCCAAUGUGGCAAUGCAACAUCCUCAUCAGACUGCCUACUCCCCAACCAAAUCUGUGAUGGUACACAGCAAUGCACAGAUAAGUCUGAUGAACUGUACUGUGCCAACUACACCUGCAUGGACCACUAUUUCAAAUGUCAUCAAGACAAUAUUUGCAUACCGCAACAGAAAGUGUGUGAUGGACAAAAUGACUGCCCAGUAGGCAAAGAGGAUGAGAAAUCUUGUGAGGCUGUUGAAUGCCUGCCUGGUCAGUUCAGCUGUAAUAACAGCCGGUGCAUUCCGUAUGUCUGGAAGUGUGACGGGGAUCACGACUGCACUGACAAAAGUGACGAGGACAAUAACUGUAUGCAUGCAACAUGUCCCCCAGAUUUCUUCAAGUGCAAGUCAUCAGGAAGGUGCAUACAUGAGAACUGGAAGUGUGAUGGUGAUGCUGAUUGCGGAGAUCAAGAUUCCUCUGAUGAAAGUGAUGAAGAAUGCCAUGGACUAACAUGUGAGCCAACGUUCUUCCGCUGUACAAACGGACACUGCAUCCCUGGACGCUGGAGGUGUGACAACCACGAUGACUGCAGGGAUGGCGGGUCUGAUGAAAUGGAUUGCUAUAAGAAGAACUGCACCAGUGAUGAGUUCAUGUGUCAGCAUGGUAAAUGUAUCCCACUGAGUCUCAAGUGUAAUGGGGUGUUUGACUGUGCGGACAGAUCUGAUGAGCUGAAGUGUGCUCUGAACUGCAACAAGACAGAGUUCAAAUGUAGCUCAGUGGCGCAGUGUAUUCCCCUCAAGUGGCAGUGUGAUGGGGAGACUGACUGCACUGAUGGCACGGAUGAGCUGAAUUGCACACGAAGCUGUACAGAGAAGGAAUUCAAGUGUAACAACACCCUGUGUAAGCCCAGAGACUGGCAGUGUGAUGGCGACGACGACUGCGGCGACAACUCCGACGAAGACGAGACAUUCUGUUCCAUGAUUGCCUGCCCACCUGGUAAAUACAGGUGUAAGACACACAAGUGUAUCUGGAACAGUAUGGUGUGUAAUGGUCAUCAGGAUUGUCUAGAUGGGGACGAUGAAGACCCACGUAUCUGUUCCAAGGUCCAGGUCUGUGGCAGCCCUAACUUUGCCUGUGACCAAAACACCAAGUGCCUGCACCUGUAUCAGGUGUGUGACAACAACAAGGACUGCUCUGAUGGCUCAGAUGAAAACAAGACCAUGUGUGAGGCAUUUAACAGCAGCAAAACAAACAACUGCUCAGUGAACAAUGGUGGCUGUCAACAUGGGUGUGUUAACACGUCAUUUGGUCCCCUGUGUACGUGUAAGGAAAACUACGUGUUGAACCCUGACGGAAUGACGUGCUCAGUUGACAACCCAUGUAACCACUACAACAGCUGCUCACAGUACUGCGAGUAUAACCGUAAUGAAAAUAAAAAAAACUGCACCUGCGCUAAAGGCUAUAAGGCUGUGGAUGUUAAUGAUGGAAACAGAAAGGCUGUUCAUCAACACUGUUUAGCUGAUGGCCAGGAGCCCAGAGUUCUAAUAGCUCAGAGAGAUCAUGUCAUCCUACGACCCACGUUAUACGACAACAAGACUGAGAUCAUCACACCUACGUUCCAGACCAUCAGCAUCAUCUCCAUAGACAUGGACAUCCAACAAAACACAGUGUUUUACAUCAACCACACGUCCUCCGGCUACUUCCUCAUGAAGUCUGUCUUAGAGGACAACACUGUCGACGUAGGCAAGCGCAUGAAGAGACAGCUCAGCAGUAAAGCUCCCGAGAUCUUACAGCUCAACAACCGCCAGUUGUUUGAGAUGGGCGGCCUGGCUGUAGACUGGAUAGGUGAACACAUCUACCUGACCGACGUGUCCAACAGAGCAAUCUACGUCUACAAAUACCAGGCUCUGCAGAGCAAGCUGGUGGUCAAGGGCAACAUGGCCAGUCCGUAUGCCAUAGCUGUUGAUCCCAUUGCUGGAUAUAUCUUCUGGACUGACCGCGGGUCCCAUCCCAAGAUAGAACGUGCCAACCUGGAUGGAACUGACAGGACAGUGAUCAUCUCUCAUGAGAUCUCCUGGCCCAAUGGUCUGGCGCUGGACCACUUCCGUCGCUGGAUCUACUGGACUGAUACCAAGAAGAACACGGUGGAAGCUGCUAGAUAUGACGGAACACAUCGGCAGAUUAUUUUCUCCACCAACUCCCAGGAUCCACCUUUCAGCAUUGACCUGUUUGAAGACUACAUCUAUGUCCUGACCCACAAGACCAGUCAGGUUAUGAAGGUCCACAAGUUUGAUACCACCCCCAUCCCAUUGUUCGUCACAUUGGAGCAUGCCUUGGACUUAAUCAUUGUACAGGACAAAAAACAACCUAUUGUGAUGUCCAAUUGUACAAGCGAUAAAUCCCCGUGCCUCCAAACACAGAUGUGCAUCAACAAACCGCAGGAUCCCCAGGGUUACGUCUGUUUGUGUCCAGAUGGCGCCGAGUUGAAGGGGGACAAAUGCAACUACGAGAAACCUGCUGCCUGUGUCGACUAUUGUGAGAACAAUGGAGACUGCGAGGUCGUGAAGUUCAGUGAUAAACCAAAGUGCAGCUGUAUGCCACACUUCUAUGGUGAAAGGUGUGAGAAGAAUGCCUGUACUGACUACUGCCCCAAUGGGAACUGCUCCCUGCCAAAUGGUCCUGCAGGAAAACCUGUUUGCAAAUGUAAACCAGACUUCAGUGGCGACAGAUGUGAAAUCUACAACUGCGCCAAAUAUUGUUUGAAUGGUGGCAUGUGUAAAAUAAAUUCUCUUGGUGACCGGUACUGCUUCUGCCCACCCUUUUAUGGAGGACCACGUUGUGAGAAUAAACUGGACGUGCAAGACUGGUGUCCCAAGAGCUGCAAGAAUGGAGCAAACUGCACUGUUGAAAAACUUGGGCAUGUCAGGUGUGACUGCAAACCUGGCUUUACAGGUAAGCGCUGUGACCAGUGCACUGAUUUGACCUGCUCUAAUGGUGGCACAUGCUACAAGGACCUGUCCACAAAUGUCUCCAAGUGUAAAUGUUUUGACGGCCAACCUGGCACUCCCAACUGUGAUGAUGUCAAUUGUGCUGAGCUGUGUUUCUCUGGCAACCUUAAAUCUUUGCCUGAUAAAUGUGACUGUGACUGCCUGCCCACUUUCCUGGCCAGUGAUUGCUUAGACUGCCAGAAAAGCUGUCCAAAGAAUACAGUCUGUAGAAAUGUUAAUGGCAUCUCUGUGUGUGUGUGUGAUGAGAUCCACUCAGGCCCUGACUGUGAGACUUGCAAGUGUGGCACCACUGGCCAGUGUACUUAUGACAUCCAUGGAAAACCAUUUUGCAACUGUAGUGUGGAAACCUUUGGAGAGUUUUGUCAGUACCACUGUGUUGGUUCAUGUGGAGAGAAUGGCCAUUGUGCCUUGUGUUUUGAGAACACAACAAGCCGUGUGGGACAGUGCCGGCCAGAUAAGUGUGUAUGCAAGCCAGGUUUCAGUGGCAAGUUAUGUGAAGCUGCAGCCUCAGCUCAGAAUUCCGCAGACAGCAAUCCACUGAUGGUAUACAUACCCAUUGCUAUUGUCGCUGCUAUUAUCAUAAUUAUUGUGAUAGUUGUUUUAAUCUUAAGGAAGAAAAAGGGCCGCCUUUCCCAAUAUGGACACAAGCGUAUGGAUGAAAGGAACAACAUGAAUGUCACAAACCCUGUCUACAUGAAGAGAGAUGCAGAAGAUGAUGAUGAAGAUGAGAAUGAGCCUCUGAGAGGAGGGGUCAUUUUCACAGGAGAAACAGCAACAAACUUUGCCAACCCAAUGUACGAUGUUUACAGCAACGACAGCUCACAGAAGUUAUUAUCCAACGGAAUAGACAGCGAUAUGCGUGUAGAUUUUGUUGGAUCAGCUAAUGAAAGAGAGCUGCACUCAGAUGGCAACAGAAACCUGAUCGCGUAGCACUUGGUGAUAGCAGAGAGAGAUUGUGGGAUGGGACUGAGAGAUUGUUUGAAUGAGUGAAAGUGGAGUUGAGCAGUUGUAGACUUUGUUUUAAGUUUUUUGAACUUGAGACUAAAUGAAAAUACUGAUCCAGUCAUUGAAGUGUAUAUAAAAAAAAACCUGUUGAUAAAUGUCUGCAUUGAAUGAUAACUAAUUAUUCAGCCAUAAGUAAAUAAUCUACUUAUACUUAACCAUGAUUAGUCUGUAGUUUAAUUGAACUGGUUCCAUUGUCUAUGUGCUAUUAUAACUCACAUAGAUAUAAAAGUUUUGUACAUACAACAAAAAUGCCAGGGUGGACUGAUCAUGUAGCAAGGUGUGGACAAGUAUCUACACAUGUAGAUGGAAGUUUUGCCAAAUUUGUUUCGUUUCUUUUUCACACCUGUUUCAUUGUGUUGAUGUUUGUUGAAAAUGUACUUAAUCAAAAACAAAAAAAACGAAAGUAUGUUAGAAAAAAUGUAUUUCUCAGUUUUUAAAAUAUAAAAAUAUAAUUAUUUAAAAUGUAUACAUACUAUAUUUAUUGUGUGAUAUGGCUUCAAGCAGCUGUCGCUAGUAUUGAUUGCUUAAAGCAGCCAUGGUCUAGUACGGCAUACGCCAUCUAUUUUUGCUAUAAAAAGUUGCCUUCUUAUUACUCAAAAACAAGCAGCUGAUAACUCCCUUUUUUUUCUAAUACAAUGCUAUGAGAAAUUUUUUGCAUUGACAAUUUUUUUAAUAAAUAUUUGUUUUGUAGCCUAUAUUUUAACAUCUUACUCACAGGUUUUUAAAUUCCAUACAAAAUAGUUUUAGAAGUUUUAAAUGGCUAAUGUUUUUAGAGCUGUCUUUGUUCAGUCAUCUUACUUUUUCAUGUACAUAGACUUCCCAUUUUAUUUUAUGUUAUUUGUACAGCUAAAUUAAAACAUUGAUGAAAUCUGAAAAUGUUGGAUAUAAAAUAAUUUUUGCCAUUUGAAUAGAUGAUCUUUUAUCUGUCUUUUGAUGGAAAAUGUUUUUAAUGAUUAUUUUUGUAUUGUGUUGGGCAGUGUCUGAUCCAUUUUUAUUGUUUUGAUUAAUUAGUUUCACAAUCAGGCUAGUUUUACUUCCACAAACCUAUGUUGUUUUUCUUAUGUUUUAAUGUAGUUUAGAUAACUAACUAUAUAUACAUAUACAAUGUAGAUGUUUUUUAUUACAAAGAUUAACUGUAAUUUUACUUACAUUUGUUACAUUUUAGCUGAAUAGCCAAACUAAUUAUUAACCAAGUAUUUUUUAAGUUUGGCUUAUUUUUGGAAAAUACUUAUUGCAGUCGAAGAUCUCCUUUCAUGUAAAGUUACAAUGAAUAAAAUAUACAACAUACAUUCCAAACAAUGAAUAAAACUAUGUCCCUGGUUUUAAAAAUUUUAGUUAUAAAAUGAAACCAAUUUUUUUCUCUAGAAAUGGAGUGACAGUUAAUAGUUUGACCUGAAAGUUUUGUAUAUUUAAUGAUCUUUGACUCGUUUCACAUUCAUUUUUUUAAAAAUGUUUUGAAAUUAUUCAACAUAUCAGAAAAAACUUCCACUUAAAUAUUUAUUGUUUUAGUGUAAUUUGUGUUUCAAAUUUGAUAGCAUAUGUGAUCUUGCUUUUUUAAAAAAUUUUAUUGUUCUGUUUAUUUAUAUUUUACUUUUUAUAAACUACAUCUUAAACUGUCGUAGAUACAUCAGACACAAGAUUUUAGCAUUUAAGUUUUUUUUUUUUAAUUACCAUUAAAAA
Messenger RNA from Physella acuta, 16287 nucleotides. Its product is annotated as prolow-density lipoprotein receptor-related protein 1. The record is from RefSeq and is a predicted model, not a curated record. Lineage: Eukaryota; Metazoa; Mollusca; Gastropoda; Physidae. Gene Ontology annotation, molecular function: calcium ion binding; protein binding. Gene Ontology annotation, cellular component: signaling receptor complex; plasma membrane.